This is a messenger RNA of Exaiptasia diaphana, 3032 nucleotides long. RefSeq lists its product as uncharacterized. The transcript has 4 exons. The coding region runs from base 205 to 2700 and encodes 831 amino acids. NCBI's taxonomy places the organism in Eukaryota, Metazoa, Cnidaria, Anthozoa, Actiniaria, Aiptasiidae. The record is from RefSeq and is a predicted model, not a curated record.
CGGAACUUCUCUAGAAGAAAGAAUAAAUCCUUCACAAGAAGCGUUAGGGGUGUCUGUUUGCGUYGAUAGUCUACAUGCUCCUGUACGCUCUUCCGAAGACCUGAUAUUACUCCAGUUAUACCUACCUAGGUCUAGUCAAUACACAAACAGUUUCCAACUCUAUGAAUUGAGCUCACAGAGGACUAGAAAAGAGUGAGCCGCUCAAUGGAAGUCAACAUCAAGAGGGAGGAUAACCUAGAAAGCUCCUUACCACAGCCUACCCAACAUCGUGAAUUGAUUGGAGAGAAAUCGACCAUUGGUCUCUUCAAUAACAAGAAAGUGACUACUGACUCUUCGGUAAGACUACCAGAGCGAGAUAAAGAUGUUUCUCCCGAUGUGAACAAUUCGAAAGCAGAUAUGCCAGUYGUCGACUUACGCCUSGUGAAGCAAGAAAGAUUCGAUGAUGAUGRGAUACAGAGGGAACAAAUGGUAUUGAAAAGAAACUGGAGUGUGGCUGACCAAGAUCUCCAAAGAAAGAGCAGAAAAUCUCUGUUAACAACCGAAAAAAACUCGAAUGACAUUGCUAGUGAAGAACACGGAGACAAUCAAAGACAAACAAAAGAAACAGAGCAGUUUUCCUACCGCGUUCCAAUUGUGUACCCCAUUCAAUCACCACCAAUCGAUUAUCAAUCGAUUUCUAGAGAGCAUUCGCCAAGCACGAAAGAYUAUCGAUUAGAAAGAGAAAGAAGCGAGAGUCCAAAACAGUUGUACGAAGAGACACCUACGGAGAGUCCAAGAGACUCUGGCACUAGACUUGAAGACAAUUCAAACUUCACAUAUUCAACUCGUUAUUCGCCUUCGCAGAAAAUCAGCCCGUACUCUCUGAGCCCGCGAUCUGAAUCAAAAGACGACAGCAGGAUAUCGCCUAAAGGAACAAAUCUCUCAAAUAGUUCACGACUCGUUCAGAGCACAGAUGAAAAAGGAGCAUCGACAAAGCGGCGAAGAAAYAUGGACGGCUUUAUCGCUCUCGAUAACGAGAAAGAAGAAGAAUCUCUUUGGAAACAAGUACAAAGAUAUCGUCAUCGCAAGCGACUGCCACUCGGAAAACUAAUGGCGACACAAGAAGAAACAAUAUUUAUGCAAUACAACGAAUUACGUGAACGCAGACACCGAGAAGGAAGAGUAACUACUGCUCGUCACAUAAGGCCGCAGUCAAACGACACGGCCACGGAACCCGCACGCUCACCUCCCGAGAUCCAUCCCGAAAACGAGGCUAAGGGUGACGCUGAACCGAGGAUACCAGGAUCUCUGUCUCCACAGCUGAGUUCUUCAAGUGAGAAAAUUCCAGAGCGCAUACCCACAUACGUAACGUCUAGACAACGCGUCGUUGAUUUGCCGCCAAACGGAAAAAGCGUAACGUACGUUUACGUUACAGGUMCAGGAUCACUUCCGGCUAACUCAUCCAAUCCUGAUGUGCAUCCGGUUAUUUACGAUAGCAACACUGAAUGCAGAAAUGUUGAUCAAAACGAUAAUCAACCAAACAGGAGCAGUCAAGGUUACCAUGGAUACAUGUCACAAGAGCCUGCGAGGUGUCAUGGUUACGAACCACGUGGUGUUGAUGCAAGGGGACGAACAUCAUUAAGAGCAGGAGCAGUAGAAUGCAGAGGGUUUGCUCCUUAUGAUGACUGUUACCAUGACAAUUAUCACAAUCACAGACCCUACUGCUCGACCCCUCGAUAUCAUUCAAAUGAGAGUUGCCAUGGAAAUAGAAAGCGUCGAGUUCAUGGGUGGGAUCAUUACUGCUGUCGCCGAAAAMGAGCGAGACCGGCRRMUUCUAGCGAAGAUGAUGAUGACGAAUACGCCAUUGAUAACGAUAUUCCUCGAUGGUAUUCGAARGAAAGACGAUUAGACACGCGAGACAACGAAGAUUUGUAUCUUAUUGAGAAUCAAAAUGGUGGUCGACAAUGCUCCCCUGAUUCCGCUGAUUCACGAGAUAACGACAGCGUUGAAAAUGGACCAACUCAWGCUCAGUUCUCACUGGAGAAYAGUGAAAAUGGACAACAGGAGAGCAGCCCAGUAAGGAAGGAUAGCGAGGACAACCCGCCUUCUUUCACUCAUCUUGGAGAMUCAGCACGACAACAGGAAGAUGACGUCGUUUGUCAAGUGAAUGGCUUGUUUUCAUUGCCUGGUUACCGUGAAACCAAAUAUGACAUYACAAAAGGUGAGCUCAUGCGUCGAACAGGACUACCUGAAACCCUGACUCGCGUAGAGAUGAUAUCUUACGUAAGACAAGCGAAAACGUCCGGACGAAUAYUAUUGGACACGAACGGUAUCACGACUUCUAAUCGAUCGCAUCCGACGAUUUUGUCGCGCGUGUGUGAACGCGAGGCCCAGGUUCUUGCAUGUGGGAUUCACAARAUGAAUUUAGAGUAUCUUCCGAUUAAAAGACUUGUUCAGACAUGCGUAGAUAUGUACAAGUCCCGCGGCUGUGAUGGAUGCCAGGAUUGUCGGCUCAAGUUGAGAAGACGACUGGUCGACGUCGAGAUAACGAGAAAUACCCUAAAGGAGUUUCAUCAUGUUUUACAAGAAGCGAAMGCAGAUGGGACGCUCGACUCAUUUGAACUCGCAUCACAUACUUUUGGAGCAAUCAAUCUUACAAACCACCUGAGGCUAAUAGACGARUAUUACAAACAGCUUUUACUUGCCAUAGACAAAGAAUAAAGCUACGAACASUUCUGUCAAGGGGAUUUACAAAGAGGUUUUCAAAAUACCGUGAAAUAUUGUUCAUCAGUACAAACAAUUGAUCGUUUUCAGCCAUUCCUAAGAGAUUCAAAGGAUAAAAGACCGGCGGCCAUGUUAGAAGAAUGAGGAAUAGRUACCAAUGAGAAAUUCUUUGUUAAAGUUCCUCCAAGAUGGCCGCUGUGACGUAACCUGAAAACAAUSAAUAGAGGCCAUGAAAUAGCGCGCGAAAUAGAAUUAAUCAUUCUAUAUUUAAUUAAUAACUCUCAUUUGAGCGUUUUUCUUUGUCUUUUGGAGUAAAACACUUUAUUACA